GAAGAUGAAGACGAAGUUCGCCUGCGCAGAUGAGAUUCCCGACUCUCUCGGCUUACUGAUCGAAUCGGCCGGAGUAUUGGUGAGCGGACAGAGGAUCGAGGAGCCAGUGGAGGAGAGUCCAGAGGAGAGCUGCCGAAGCCCCGAAGAUGAGCCCGACCUCCGAACCAGGAGAAAGGCUUACCGAUGGUGUAAGGAGUUCCUGCCCGGAGCAUGGAAGUUCCUGGAGGAGGAGCGCUUCCAUAUCACUGCUAUACGAGGUGGCCUCAGCAACAUGCUCUUUCAUUGCUCCUUGCCGGAUGAUGAAAAGUGUUUAAGCAAUGAGCCGAGGAGCGUACUGUUGCGGCUGUACGGCGCUAUUUUACAGAUGUCGUGUAACAAAGGUGAAAAUCAAGAGACGCAAAGGGAGAAUUUUUUUCAGGGUGCUGCGGCCAUGGUAAUGGAGAGUGUCAUGUUUGCAAUCUUGGCAGAGAGAUCCCUUGGUCCCAAGCUGUAUGGGAUCUUUCCACAGGGACGCCUUGAAGAAUUCAUUCCGAGUCGAAAGCUUGAGACCGAGGAGCUAAGUUUCCCAGAUUUAUCUUCUGAAAUAGCAGAGAAAAUGGCUCGUUUUCAUGACAUGAGCAUGCCAUCCAACAAGGAACCCAAGUGGCUUUUUGGGACAAUGGAGAAGUACUUAAAGCAAGUCUUGAAAAUCAAAUUUACUAGAGAAUCUCAUAUACGGAAAUUCAAUACGCUUUUAAGCUACAAUCUCUCCAAAGAAAUGGGCACCCUGAGGUCUCUGCUGGAAUCAACCCCAUCACCUGUUGUGUUCUGCCACAAUGACUGUCAGGAAGGUAACAUCCUGUUACUGGAGGGAAGAGAAAAUUCUGAAAAACAGAAGCUCAUGCUUAUUGACUUUGAAUACAGCAGCUACAAUUACAGGGGUUUUGAUAUCGGUAAUCACUUCUGUGAAUGGAUGUAUGAUUACACCUAUGAGAAGUUUCCAUUUUUCAAAGCCAAUUUCUCAAAAUAUCCCACAAAGAAACAACAGCUUCACUUCAUUUCUAGCUACAUGGCAGAGUUUCAGCCUGGGUUUGAAAACUUGAGCAAUGAAGAGAGAAGUAAAAUAGAGAAUGCAAUGUUAACUGAAAUUAACAGGUUUGCUCUUGCAUCACAUUUCUUCUGGGGCCUUUGGUCUAUUGUACAGGCAAAAAUCUCUUCAAUUGAAUUUGGUUAUAUGGAAUAUGCUAUGGCAAGAUUUGAUGCAUAUUUCCUGCAGAAGAAGAAGCUGGGACUGUAAUUCUCUACUGUUUUUGUUACCAUCUCAGAUAUAAUGGAACUCAUUUAUCAGUGUCAAAAAACUGUGCAUUGUGUAGAGCAACCAGUUAGAUUCUCCAUUUCACUCUUUCUGUUCAGAUCAGAAAAUGGUUUUGGUUGCUAUGGUCAACAAAGUUCUUCUUUUAAACAUUUUUACAAGGUUCUUUAGGGCAUUUUCUUUUCAAAGUGAAUGUAAAAUGACUGUGAAGGUUUACAAAGUUUAGUUUCUGCAAUGAUGGAGUAAACUUAUUUUAUUUUGUGUCAAAACUGUACAGGUACCUCUGCCCUGGGGAGAUCACUAUUUUGCUCCUGGAGCAAAUAUAUGUGAUAGCAGCCUAUCUAUUUU
Molecule: messenger RNA, 1639 nt
Organism: Nanorana parkeri
Lineage: Eukaryota; Metazoa; Chordata; Amphibia; Anura; Dicroglossidae
Gene: CHKA
Product: choline kinase alpha
Exons: 12
Coding region: 5-1276 (423 amino acids)
Biological process (GO): CDP-choline pathway; phosphatidylethanolamine biosynthetic process
Cellular component (GO): cytoplasm
Molecular function (GO): ethanolamine kinase activity; choline kinase activity
Source: RefSeq, a predicted model, not a curated record